AUGUUGUUUUCCGCGUUGUUACUACUGUCGUCCCUGCAUAAUGUGGUUGCACAGCGCCAUGACGCGGACUUGAUGUCCUUUGUCACACUACCCGAAGUCCGAGCCUUGAGAUGGGACGUUCACUACCUCGACCGCGCGCGUGCCGAGCCUGGCUACUGGUUCGUUGCGCCCUACGGCCAGAUCAGCCCCGAGAUGGCCACCAAGAAGUACCAGCAAUAUCAGGUCGGCCCGUAUAUUUACGAUGACAAUGGGAUGCUCAUCUGGGCCGGUUCGCUGUUCUGGGAUAACCAGAACGUCUUCGAUUUCCACGCGGUACACGACCUUUCAGCCGAUAACGAGACUCACAUUUCAAUGAUUGUCAACUGGGAAAGAGAUGGGCCGGGUAAGGGCAAGGGUGUCAUGAUGAACAAACAUUACCAUGUCGAGACCGAAGUGAAUGUCUUGAAUGACCUGCACGAUUUCAACAUGCACGAGUUCAACAUCUUGCCCGGUGGGAAGACCGCUUUGGCCUGUACCUACCGCUCCCGAGAGAUCAGCAUGGAGGAUUUCGGACGUCCGGCGGAGUCCAGCUUCAUCGUCUCCGGUGGCUUUGUGGAGUUGGAUAUGGAGACCAGUGAGAUUCUGGUUCAGUGGGAAAGUUUUGACCACAUCCCCCUGCAUGAAUCGAACAUGUUUCAUGCCUGGGACAACCCCAUGGGUGAUCCGGGCUGGGACUACGUCCACAUCAACGCUGUUGACAAGAACCUCGCUGGAGACUAUAUCAUCUCCUUGCGGUUCACUAACACGGUCUACCUUAUCUCCGGCGAGGAUGGCCAUAUUAUGUGGCGCCUGGGCGGUCUCGAGAGUGACUUCGAUAUGGACUUUACCUUCUCUAAGCAGCACGAUGUAAAAUUCGUCUCUUCCAACGGUACCCACCACGUGAUCUCGAUGCUAAACAACGCCUCCGAUGAGCGAGGCAACGACGAGAAUUUGUCGUCUGCCCUGUUCAUCGAAAUUGACACCGUUGCCAUGACCGCCCGCGUCAUCAGCCGCAUCAACCGCCCAGAUAGUGACUUGACCCGCCUGCGUGGCAGUGUCUCAACUCUACCUAACGGCAACGUCUUCAUUGGCUGGAGUGAGUUUGGUUACCAGAGCGAGCACGCCGCCAAUGGCGACCUCUUGAUGACCAGUCGCUUUGUCGGAGACCGCUACUCGACCUACCGUGCCUACAAAUCCGACUUUAUCGGCCGUCCCACCACACCUCCGGACGUCGUGGCCUCUGUCUACGGUACCAGCGAAGAGGACAUCACCACGAUCAUCUACGUCAGCUGGAACGGUGCGACCGAUGUUGUCGGAUGGAACUUGUACGCUAAGGCUUACGACCACGGCGAGCCUGUUAAGAUUGGCCACGCUACCAAGACCGAUUUCGAGACUAUGUACAUUGUCGACGGCUACAUGGACUGGAUCACCGCCGAAGCUGUCGAUGUCAACGGCGAUGUCAUGAGCACUUCUCGUGUCGCUCGCAGCGACAUUCCCCAGAACUGGAUGGCCGUCGGCUUCCUGGGAGAUUCUGGCCCGUCCCCUGAUGACCCGUCUAUCAUCGCCUCGGUGAACAAGGGCUCCACCAGCACCAGCGACUCCACCAUCGAUACCAACACCGAUACCACGGAUGCCGUUGAAGCCGACAAGACCGUCACCGACACUACCGACUCUUCCUCCGGAAUGGACGGCAUGGACAUGUCCGACGACUCCACCUCCGACGCAAUGGACCACGACAACACAUCCUACGCCGACGCCAAAGAAGUCGCAAAAGCCGUGUACAGAGCCUACGAAGUAAUCCGCGGCAUCGGCGGUCUCCUCAUCUUCAUCCUGCUAGCAUGCUCCACCGGCGGUGUCAUCUACGGCAUCUGGCGCUGUCUACAAGCCCGCAAGCGACGCUCCUACCAGCAUGUCCCCUCAGAAGAGGGUAUCCCCGUGGAAGAAAUCCACCUGCGCUCGCAACAACCCGAGUGA
Penicillium atrosanguineum is the source of this 1992-nucleotide messenger RNA. RefSeq lists its product as uncharacterized. The transcript has 3 exons. The record is from RefSeq and is a predicted model, not a curated record. Lineage: Eukaryota; Fungi; Ascomycota; Eurotiomycetes; Eurotiales; Aspergillaceae. The coding region runs from base 1 to 1992 and encodes 663 amino acids.